GCGCGGCCUCCUACUUUCGUUCCACGAAGCUGUUCCGUUAAACCCAUUCUCCACGCAUUGGAGCUUUGAUAUUUUCACGACUGCUAUGAGAAGUGCUCCAGAUAAAGGAUUUCGGGACGAUUUCGGGCUGAGUUCAAGGUGAAAUCAAAGACCGCAGCAAGGAUUACGGUACAAUUUGGAACUCAGAUAUUUGGGCUUGUUUGUUCUUCUUCGAUUCUUGAUUUUCAUGUUCAAGUAACAAUGAAAGUUUUUAGAUUUUGUUUUGGGAAUUGGUUUUGGUAUGCUGGGUUCCGCACUUCCGCUGCUCAAAUCCUCUCUCCCCAUAUCACCUCCCGUCUCUUUCUCCGAGAAAUCCAAGCCGCUUUGGCCUUGGGCGUAUUCGCUGCCAUCAAGAUAGCGAGGGAAGAAACGUGGGAGGGUUUUAUUUCAGAAAUACGCUCUUCUUUGCGAAAAUUUUUCUUCUUGCGCUUACUUUUAUCACGAUUACCACUUGACUCUCUGGUACGCAGUGAUAUUUGCAGUGGAUCAGGUGUGAGCAUAGAUUUAAUGGUGAUACUUUUGGAUCAGACAUGGUCUUCCUCUACCUCAUAGCAAUCUUUUGCCCGUCCCUGGACUCAAACAAAACCAGUUGGCUGAGAAGGCAGUAAAAGCAAGAGUAUUGACAGAAUAGAUGACUCCCUGUCCCUAUCUAUCUAAGUUUGAAAGGAACGAUGUAUUAGAGAGCGAAAUGUUAGUUUAGUUUGUGUCUGUUCUUUUUGAAGCCAUGUUGUUGAAGUGUUACAAAGUGUGUUGCAUUUUGGAGGUAUCAGAUUUAAUGUAUAAAUUUGGUUUUGUGUUGGGUUCUUGAGUAGAUAACUAGAUUCAAUUGGAAAAAAUAAAAAAUUAUUUGUUGUAAAUGAAGCAACUUUCAGGCAUGUUGAACAUUGAAGUUCAAGUUAUCUGUUACAGUAUAACAAAUAUCCAUGUUUUAUGUCU
This is a messenger RNA of Fragaria vesca subsp. vesca, 975 nucleotides long. RefSeq lists its product as uncharacterized. The transcript is spliced from 5 exons. The coding region runs from base 241 to 591 and encodes 116 amino acids. NCBI's taxonomy places the organism in Eukaryota, Viridiplantae, Streptophyta, Magnoliopsida, Rosales, Rosaceae. The record is from RefSeq and is a predicted model, not a curated record.